Messenger RNA from Anopheles nili, 429 nucleotides. RefSeq lists its product as uncharacterized. The coding region runs from base 1 to 429 and encodes 142 amino acids. The transcript has 2 exons. Gene Ontology annotation, molecular function: odorant binding. Gene Ontology annotation, biological process: sensory perception of smell. NCBI's taxonomy places the organism in Eukaryota, Metazoa, Arthropoda, Insecta, Diptera, Culicidae. The record is from RefSeq and is a predicted model, not a curated record.
AUGAGGGUGCUGCUGGUGUCCGUCACGCUGUUCUCUGUGGCUCAAGGAGUGUAUGAGAUUCGAACAUUCGGGGACGCUGCUAUGUAUAAGGACGAGUGCGUGCGACAACACGCCGCCCGGGGAAGCUCGUUAAUCGAUUACAUGCGUAGAGUUCCGAUGGACGCACCGGAUGAUGAUGGACGUUGGUGUGUGAUCCGAUGUAUCCUGCAGAAGUCAGACUUGAUGGAUACGAUCAGGGAUGAGCUGAUUGAGGCACACGUGCACGAGCAGAUGCAGUACAGCAACGCAAUCGUUGAGGACCCGGACGACAUUCGCAGUGAGACAGAGCGAUGUCUACGUGAACCUGCUGCAGAUACCGACGGUGGAGCCUGCCAACGAGCGUACACUUUCUUCGCCUGCAUCCAGAGCACGGAGUACGAUCUGUUUUGA